UUUAACCCCUAGAAACUAUGUGAAUAAAUGAAUAAUAAAUGUUUUCAGAUGAAUGAAAUAUAUCACGAGCGCCAGAGUAAGGAACUGUGCGCGCUUCACGCGCUUAAUAAUAUUUUCCAGGAUAAAUCUGCCUUUACACAGAGAGAGUUGGAUUCCUUAUGUUACAAACUUUCCCCAGAUGCUUGGCUUAACCCUCAUAAAUCUGUUAUAGGUUUGGGUAACUAUGAUGUAAAUGUUGUUACAGCAGCUUUACUUGAUAAACAAUGUGAUAUAAUUUGGUUUGACAGAAGAAAAGAUCCGAACACAAUAAGAUUAGAUAAAAUUAUCGGAUUUAUUUUGAAUAUUCCGAACGAGUACAAAGUCGGAUGGUUACACCUUCCCUUCCGCCGAAAGCAUUGGAUAGCCCUGAAACUAAUAAACGGAGCUUACUACAACCUGGACUCUAAAUUAAAGAAACCUCUGAGGAUUGGAUCGGAGCUGGAGUUCCUUAAGUUCCUGAGGAUGGAGUUGGAGAACCAGGAUAAACAGUUACUCCUCGUUGUCACCAAAACUGUGGCGGAGACAGAAGAAUGGAAAAUAGACAUUAGUUUCUAGUUUAGGGAUAAAAUUUACUCCGUCCUACAUCGCACAAAUUUAAACAGUAUUUUCACAAACAAAUUUCGAUGAUUUCAGA
Molecule: messenger RNA, 673 nt
Organism: Eurytemora carolleeae
Lineage: Eukaryota; Metazoa; Arthropoda; Copepoda; Calanoida; Temoridae
Gene: Josd
Product: josephin-like protein
Exons: 4
Coding region: 28-594 (188 amino acids)
Biological process (GO): protein deubiquitination
Molecular function (GO): cysteine-type deubiquitinase activity
Source: RefSeq, a predicted model, not a curated record